UCUUCCAUCUCGCGCCCAACGUUCAAAUGAUUGCUAUUGGUGACCAGCUCCCUGCCGUGACGCUCGGCGAGUACAACGCUGUCGAGGGCACGUGCGCGAUCGGCCCCAACCAGAUCAAGGUCCAGGAAGCCGCGGCCGACAAGACGAUUGUCAUCUUUGCCGUGCCGGGGGCGUUCACCCCGACGUGCUCGGCGCAGCACGCGCCCGGCUUUGUCGCGCUUGCCGACGAGUUUAAGGCCGCUGGCGUCGACGAGAUCUGGUGCCUCAGCGUCAACGAUGCCUUUGUCAUGGGCGCGUGGGGCAAGGAGCUCGGCACGGCCGGCAAGAUCCGCAUGAUCGCCGACGGCGACGCCGUCUUCACCAAGGCCACGGGCCUCGAGCUCAACAUGACGGGCCGCGGCCUCGGCCUCCGCGCCGCCCGCUACUCGAUGCUCGUCAAGGACGGCAUUAUCAAGGAACUCAACCUCGAAGUCGGCGGCGCCUUCAAGGUCAGCAACGCCGAGACCAUCUUGGCGCAGGUCCGCGGCGAGUAAGCAAAACUACCUGUAAAUUGACAUUCAUUUCUUGCACGA
This is a messenger RNA of Saprolegnia parasitica CBS 223.65, 572 nucleotides long. RefSeq lists its product as hypothetical. The transcript has 2 exons. The record is from RefSeq and is a predicted model, not a curated record. Gene Ontology annotation, cellular component: cytoplasm. Bases 27 to 533 code for a protein of 168 amino acids. Gene Ontology annotation, molecular function: thioredoxin peroxidase activity. Gene Ontology annotation, biological process: hydrogen peroxide catabolic process; cell redox homeostasis; cellular response to oxidative stress. Lineage: Eukaryota; Oomycota; Saprolegniomycetes; Saprolegniales; Saprolegniaceae.